Molecule: messenger RNA, 735 nt
Organism: Heterostelium album PN500
Lineage: Eukaryota; Evosea; Eumycetozoa; Acytosteliales; Acytosteliaceae
Exons: 3
Coding region: 1-735 (244 amino acids)
Biological process (GO): vesicle fusion
Cellular component (GO): late endosome membrane; SNARE complex; Golgi apparatus
Molecular function (GO): SNAP receptor activity; SNARE binding
Source: RefSeq, a predicted model, not a curated record
AUGGCCGAUACAUUAGCAGAGUUUGAACAAGAAUUUAGAAGUCUUGCCGAUGAAAUAGAUAGAGGAACCAAAGAGAUUCAGAGAGCGGUCGGAAAGAAACAACAGUUUGACGUUAGAGCAAAAGCAGAGCUAUUAGAUGGAAGAUUGAAAAGAGCAAAAGAUGUAUUAAAAAGUUAUAGAAGAGAAUAUAGAGAGUUGGAAAAGAAAGAUCAAGCGGAAUAUGCUACAAAGGCAACACAGUUUGAAGAGAUUAUAAAGACGAUCGAGAAUGAUUUGCGAUGGGCAGAGAAACAGAAUGAAGGUGGUAGCACACCUUCCGGUGGUGCCGAGACAUCGACUCCACAGGACGACUACAAUCAAACAAUGAUACAAGCAAAGAAUAUACAAAAGAAAGAUAUAGAAGCCGUGACCAGAAUGCAACAAGAAGCUAUACAAAUAACACAGGUUGGUACAGCUACAUUAGAGGAGAUGGCAAUUCAAACUGAACAGAUGAAGCGUAUUGAUAAACAUUUGGACGAAGUCGAUAGUAAUUUGAAGUUGGCGACCAGACAGAUGAGAGCGUUCGCCAGAAAGAUGGCUACAGAUAAAUUGAUUAUGGGAUUGGUACUGCUGAUUGUGUUGGCUAUUAUUUUUGUUAUUGUAUGGAGUAUUGUUAAACCGAGUAAAUCGACAGACUCUGUGAGAGACAGAGUUACAACCGGUGGUGGAACCACAGGCACAUCAACAACCAGUUAA